GCUUCUAUGCUUGUUCAUUGUAAACAAUUGCUCUUCAUCGCAACACGUAGCCAUUGCCCAAACAUCUCGAAAUCUUUCUUCUGUAAACAGCAGCGAACUGCAAAUCCUCAGAGCACGCGCUGCCGGGAUUGGCUCAGACACCGAAACCUACAUCGGCGGCCGUCGUUAUCCCACCAGCUCCCAUCCAGGCCUCCUCUGAUAUCCCGCCCUCCUCCCUCCUUUCCUCUCCUCCUCCUCCUCUUCUCUUUCCUAUUCAUGGCCCUGCGCCUCUGCUACAGACACAAUCGACUGAUCCCCGUCUGCUCCCGCAGCUAUGAAGUUCGGCAAGAAUCUUCCUCGCAACGAAGUUCCUGAAUGGAGCGCCUUCUACCUCAACUAUAAAUCACUCAAGAAACACAUCCGAAACGCCAAAGAACGCGCAAUAGCCCAGGGCGACACCGAGGGCCCCGUCAGCGAAGUCUACCUCACUCCUUUCUUCUACUCCCUCGACCGCAACCUCGAAACUGUCGACUCCUUCUACAACAAGCGUCUCGCGGACUGCGGCCGACGACUCAAGAUCCUCACCGACAGGUUCACGCCCUUCACCCUCAAGCGCUCAGACUAUGACCGCGACGACCUCGAGGACCUCGUCGGUGCUCUUCUCGAGCUUCGGAGUCAACUCCGAAUGCUGCAGUGGUAUGCGGAGGUCAACAAGCGAGGAUUUGUCAAGAUCCUGAAAAAGCUCGACAAGCGCGCCGGCGUCAACGAACAGGACCGCUACCUCGAAUCAAAGGUGCUCAUCCUACCCUUCGCCUCCGGCAUCAGUGCCAACGAGUACAUGGAGACCAUCAACCACUGGCUUUCGGAUCUUGCGCCUAACGAGAUCGACGAGUCUUCGUCCUGGUCCUCGUCUCCCACCUCGGCCGCUUACAAACGCCAGUCCAGAGACGGCCAAACUAACGGCGUUUCGCCCGUGCUUGAAGAGAUCAAGAAUGCCGUGGCCGCUGAUAACUUGGGCGAGCUGAAAACUCUGCUUGCGGGCGUUGAAAACGACGCCGAACAAAGCCAGAAAUUGUCUCUUGCCGGGUUACAGAAAGCAGUAUCGUCGCGGUCGACCGCAUGCGUGGAGUACCUGCUGCAGUGCGUCCACAGUCUCUCUGACCCAUCAGACUUCCGCGGACGAAAUAUCAUUCACCGCCAUGUGAUUGCUCUCGGCCGUCAGCGUGCCUCUGCCACAAACGGCACAAGCCUCGAGCAGCCGCGCGAUUUCUACAUCACGCCGGCCGAGAACCCUGUGUCGACCGCGAAGUUGACUCAGGUGUACGGCAGCGAUGGCAUCAAUUCGAAUGACGAGACUUCGAUGCUCAGGUUCAUACUUGAUCAUCUUACGGCCGAGCAGCGGCCUGCACUGGCCGCUCGCGAUGGCUAUAAACGGAGUCCGCUGCACUACGCCUCCCAGUAUGGUACACGUCUCGUUGCUGAGGUUAUCGUCGAGUAUCUGAAAAACUGGAAUCUCUGGGAUGCGCCUACAGGAUUAGACGCGUCCGAAUGGAUAGACGCCGAGAACCUUUCUCCUUACCACCUCGCUGUCAUCGGGAAGCAUCCCAAGACGCUCAAAGUGCUUCUCAACGCCGCGCACCCGAUUGCGCCUCGCGACUCGUCGCACUUGCUCACCAUUGCCGCCAACAACGACUACGACGAGAUCAUUGACAUCUUACUAGACGCCGGUCUCGACGUAGACUACGCGGACGAGAGACUGGGCGAGACUCCGCUCUAUAACGCGGUGAGGAAUGGCUACAUCAAGAGUGCCUCGACGCUGCUGAAGCACAAGGCAAACACUGAGAUCUCUGAAAACACCUACGGCUGGACUCCGCUAUUUGUCGCGACUGUCUAUGGAUACGCUGAUCUGGUUGACCUGCUGAUUUCUUACGGUAGCGACCUCUCGAAAACCGACGGCUCGGGCUGGACAGCUCUCGAGCACGCUUGUCUUCGCGGUCACCUGGAGAUUGCCGAAAAACUACCCGCAGUCGAUCCUCAGCCCUCGCCAUUUUCUACAAACGGAGAGGUUGCAAGCGCAGCGUCCGCAUCCGUCGACAGCUUGCUCUCGCUCAGCUCGUCGGUUUCGUCCAAAAUGUCGACUUCCCCGUCCCUGAACUCACAUAUGCCGCCGCCCCCGCGAGAACCAAUCAAGAGUUUCGGCCACAAGUAUCUGAAGAACAACACGUCCAUGAUCCUCGUCACUCUUGGGUCGACCGACCUGAGGACGAAAGCGGUGCCUGUGCAGCUUGAUCAGGUGCCUCUCUCGCGUGUGCACUCCACGCAGCUUGAUACCGCGCUCUCGCUCGUCAUUUCCGCGCAGAACGCGAUCGGCGAGCCGACGGUGAUUGAUCUUCCGAUCCAGGACAGUCCGUCGACAGAGCCGAUCCUGUUUCAGACCUCCGAUCCGAGCAAUACUCGAUUGUUUUUCGAUAUUGUGCCUACCUAUGCUGGCAAUAGGAAUCAGAUUGUAGGUCGCGCGGUCGCGAUGCUGUCGAAUAUCAAGACCUCUGUCGGACAGUCUGUGCGCAGCUUGCACGAGACUAUUACCGUUCCCAUAGUGCAGAACACCACGCUGGAUAUUCUGGGAACCGUCAGCUUUGAGUUUCUGAUCAUCAAGCCGUUCGAGCAUCCAAAUAUGAGCAUCGCAAAGUCUUCUACAUACUGGAAGUCGCUGACCAAUACCCGAGUCAUUGGUCAUCGUGGUCUCGGCAAGAACUCGACUGCCCGCAAGAGUUUGCAGCUCGGCGAAAAUACUUUGCAGUCUUUUAUCGCGGCCGCGAACCUGGGUGCGAGCUACGUCGAGUUCGAUGUCCAGCUGACGCGCGAUCAUGUCCCGGUUAUCUACCACGACUUCCUGGUCGCCGAGACCGGCAUCGAUGUUCCAAUGCACGCACUCACGCUCGAGCAGUUCUUGGCCGUCUCCGAGCGCCGGACGCCCAAACCGCGCAGCCGGAACCAGUCUCCGCGACGAGCCGAAAGCCGCAACUCGAAUACCUCCUCGUCAGUCUCCUUCACCAAGACAGUCGACGAUCGGCUUUCUGCGCUCGGCGCGAGCCAGGACUCUGCUAGUUCGUCGUCGUCCAUGCUGCCUACUCCCGGCAGACGUCCGCGCUCGCUUUCGUUGGAGAUGGAUGAUACCGACUCUGAGUAUUUCGAGCGGCUAAAGUUCACGCGGGACUUUAAGAAGAAGGGGUUCAAAGGCAACUCGCGCGGUCUCAGUAUCCAGGCGCCGUUCACCACGCUUGAAGAAGUUUUCAAAACGCUUCCAAAGAACGUCGGUUUCAAUAUCGAAUGUAAAUACCCCAUGCUUGACGAGAGCCAGGCCGAGAACAUGGACGAUCUCGCAAUCGAGCUGAACGAGUGGGUCGACACCGUUCUCAAGACCGUCUACGACCACUCCAGCGGGCGUGACAUCAUCUUCUCCAGUUUCCACCCGGACGUCUGCAUCAUGCUCUCGCUCAAGCAGCCCUCGAUCCCCGUCCUCUUCCUGACCGAGGCCGGGACCGAGAAAAUGGCAGACAUCCGCGCGUCAAGUCUGCAAGAAGCAAUCCGCUUCGCCUCGCGCUGGAACUUGCUCGGCAUCGUCUCGGCUUGCAAACCGUUGAUCAUGAGUCCGCGCCUGAUCCGCGUGGUGAAGGAGAGCGGGCUGGUUUGCUUCAGUUAUGGCGCGAUGAAUAAUUCGCCUGAGGUGUGCAAGUUGCAGAUGAAUUAUGGCGUUGAUGCGGUGAUUGUGGAUUCGGUGUUGGCGGUUCGUAAGGGCCUUACUGAUGGAAAGGCUGCAGAGUCGGUUUAAGCUGUUGGUUUGAGGUGUUGGGUAUUACUUUUCUUUUCUUUAUAUAUAUUGUUUCUCUGUUCAGUCCUCUCGGUGCGGAGAGGUCUCAAGUUUUAUCUUUCGCUUGGGGUGUUAGAUGGCAAGGUCAUACAUAUGCUCAUGCGUCCAGAUUCUUUUUAAUUGAUAUAAACACACCGUGCUACGGUAUAAGCAGCGCAU
This is a messenger RNA of Myxozyma melibiosi, 4009 nucleotides long. Its product is annotated as glycerophosphocholine phosphodiesterase Gde1. The record is from RefSeq and is a predicted model, not a curated record. Gene Ontology annotation, biological process: glycerophospholipid catabolic process. Gene Ontology annotation, molecular function: protein binding; glycerophosphocholine phosphodiesterase activity. Bases 314 to 3811 code for a protein of 1165 amino acids. NCBI's taxonomy places the organism in Eukaryota, Fungi, Ascomycota, Lipomycetes, Lipomycetales, Lipomycetaceae. The transcript is spliced from 5 exons.